Molecule: messenger RNA, 1287 nt
Organism: Wasmannia auropunctata (little fire ant)
Lineage: Eukaryota; Metazoa; Arthropoda; Insecta; Hymenoptera; Formicidae
Product: proteoglycan 4-like
Exons: 2
Coding region: 1-1287 (428 amino acids)
Source: RefSeq, a predicted model, not a curated record
AUGCGGAGCAGCAGCGGUAGAAUCACGCGGAAAAGCAGCGGCGGCGGCGAUGGUAUUGGCGGAGGCGGUGCGCGCGGCGGCAGCAUGCGGAGGAGCAGCGGUGGAAGUGCUGGAGGCUGUGAUUUCCAGCAAGCUCGGCUCUUUGAGAUCGAAAGGAAGAGGGAGUCCCGGCCUUUCGAUCCAAAGCUUCCGCCAAGGCCUCUGCCUCCUUUCCACUGCCCACCCGGGCGAAAUUCGACCACCGUUGGAAGGACGACCACCACCAUCCCGCGGGCAAGGAAACGGGGACCGGACCGUCCCCCGGCCGCAGGGGCGCCCGUUGCCGCUCUACCUAGAAGCCUUCCUCCAUCGGCUCCCGAGCUUACCGAAGGACGACACUCAGAUCCGGGAGUGACGGAUCUGCCGUGGAGGCUGGGACCUGAACGUCCCCCAGCCGCAAGGGCGCCCGUCGCUCGACACAGGAGCCCUCCUCCGUCGACCCCCGAGAUCUGCGAAGGACGACGUUUGGAUCCGGGGGUGUCGUAUCUGCCGUGGAGGCUGAUUCUGGUGGACCUGCCAGACGAGAGGGUGACAAGGUGGAGGUUGGCGGACCCACGACCUCGGCCGGUCACCACCCAGGUCUCGCGCUCCACGCAGACGGGCGUCGCCUGCGCCCAGUCUCGUUCCUCACUGGCGCCUCUGAGCCCGCUGCCAACAACGCCGCAGAAACCACGAACGCCAGGUCGACCGCGGAGUCCUGUCCGGAGACAGCCUCCGAGCCCGCGGCCGACAGCGCCGCAGAAGCCGACGCCAGGGCGACCGCGGAGUCCCGUCCGGAGCCGGCCUCUGAGCCCGCGGCCAUCAACGCUGCAGCAACCAAGGACGCCGGCGCGACCGCCGAGUCCUCUUGGAGAACCUCCGGCGACGCCAGACCAGCCAUCGAGCCUGCCCGCCGAAUCAGCGAGCCUCACUAGUCCGCCGCACCGCACGUCGAGCACAAGCACCAGCCCCCGACGUUCGGCGAGCCCGUCGAAGCGUUCCAGAACACGGGAGCGCUUCCGGGAUCUCCGGGCCAAGCGUGCGCGGAAGUCGCAGCUCCCCAAGAUCCGGGCCAUCACGUCGGUGCAGCGCAACCCGUAUCUUCAGGCUCGGCUGAGAGAGCUCUUCGGCGAGGACGAGGAGAACUCCCCCCCGGAGGAGGGGGUUAGACGACCUCAACCGGCGACAGCCUUCGCAUCUUUCGGCGCGGGCACCUUCGGGUGCCACCCGACUUACUUCCUACCUCUCCCUGGAGUCAAUCCAUCUUAA